UAAUGAGGUAAACAUUUAACACGUUAUAACACUAACACUUUAAAACUCAUUUUCUCAACAUUAUUUUAACACCUAUCUUUUUAACACAUUUUCAGAGUAGGUAAAACUGCAGGGUGGAAAUAAAUGACCGAAAAAAGAAAACGAAAUUUGUGUUUUUUAACUCCAGGUUUGUUUUGUCCCAAAAUGAUGUUUAGAACAUCAUUUAAACCACGUACAACAUAAAAAACUGCCUUCUCUUUUUCCGGCAUCUGCCUGCCCAUGAGUCCCCUUCAAACCUGGAGCGGCAGCGUCACUGCCCGUAUUCGGUUCUGCUUUACCCUUGGAAGAACAUACUGUAAUCCUGCACUGCAGUAAAAUAGUCCGAGGGUCACGUUUGGAAACAUGGAGCUGGAUUACGCAGCGCAAAUCUGGAGUCUGGAGUCUCGCCGUUUACUGGAGUGAUGCUUGACGUCAGAGGUAGCCAUUAGACCCGUCCUUUGACAGUCUAAGGUUGGAAGUGGAGUACGGAGAGAUCCCGGCACACUUAUCACAGCUGUGGAGGAAAGAGGAGGCUGCAGGAUGCUGGAAUCGCUCCUAGUUGCUACAACCUAGCGGUUUGCUUUCCUUUGAACCAAGGCCUUGUGUGCUGCAUUUAAGAGCAGACCGCUUCCACAGAACACAAGGGAUAAUAAGAGUUUAAAGGAAAUGUUAGGUACCCUGCAUUAAAACGUUUGCAGGUAGAAUUCAGCCAGGAGAAAGCGGUUCGUGGAUCUUCUGGAGAAAUAAAAAGAAACACAGACAGACGAGGGGAGAUGACGACGUGAAAUUUCCUAAUGAAAAAAGAGUAAUAAAUCGCGGUGGGAAGGCGGGACGGGGAUUAAUAGUUGUGAAUGGUAGCUGGAUUUUAUUUCGUUUGACUGGAAAUGGGAGCGUUGACGAGCAGGCAAAAUGCUGGAGUGGAAGAGGUCGACAUCCCUUCUAAUUCUGUCUACAGAUAUCCGCCGAAAUCCGGCAGCUACUUUGCCAGCCACUUCAUCAUGGGUGGAGAGAAGUUUGACUCCACGCACCCCGAGGGCUAUCUGUUUGGAGAAAACGCAGACCUCAACUUCCUGGGAAACAGGCCUGUCCCGUUUCCCUAUACAGCUCCUCCUCCUCAGGAGCCAGUGAAGACCCUCCGGAGCCUUGUGAACAUUCGCAAGGACACGCUGAGACUUGUCCGGUGUAGCGAGGAUGUGAAGACGCCCAGGGACGAGGUGGGCACCAAAGGCAGAGCCUGCUACAACGUGGAGUUCACCUUUGACGCCGACACUCAGGUCGCCAUCACUAUCUUCUACCAGGCCAGCGAGGAAUUCCACAAUGGCGUGCCAGUGUACAUCCCUCAGGACAACUCCCUGCAGUCGGAAACGGUGCAUUUCAAGAGAGGGGUCUGCCAGCAGUUCUGCUUGCCAUCGCACUCCAUCAAUCUCUCAGAGUGGAGCGAUGAUGAGCUGGUUUUUGACAUGGAUAAGGAUAUCUACCCCAUGGUUGUGCAGGCUGUGGUAGAUGAAGGAGAAGAGCAUUUAGGUCAUUCCCAUGUGCUGUUGGCUACAUUUGAGAAGCAUAUGGAUGGAAGCUACUGUGUGAAGCCAUUAAAACAAAAGCAAGUGGUGGAUGGGGUCAGCUACCUCCUGCAGGAGAUCUAUGGCAUCGAGAACAAGUACAACACUCAGGAAUCUAAGGUGGUGGAUGACGAGAUCAGCGAUAACAGUGCAGAGUGUGUGGUUUGCCUGUCUGAUGUCCGGGAUACCCUCAUCCUCCCCUGUCGGCACCUCUGUCUCUGCAAUGCCUGCGCAGACACCCUGCGGUACCAGGCCAACUGCUGCCCCAUCUGCAGACUGCCCUUCAGGGCACUGCUGCAGAUUCGUGCCAUGAGGAAGAAGAUGAGUCCAAUGUCCCCCACUGGAUUUAACCCUGUCAUUACCUCCCAGACCUCAGACUCUGAGGAGCACUCGGCCUCCGAGCACAUUCCCCCUGGAUAUGAGGCAGUGUCGCUGCUGGAGGCCCUCAAUGGGCCCCUGAGCCCCUCUCCCUCUGCCCCCCCGCUGCACAGCCUGACUGGUGGCCACGUGUCGGGGGCCCUGCCCUCAUAUGCCAGCGAGGGCCACGGCCUUCCCGCGCGCGCGCUGUCUCCACUGGAGCGCUCUGUUGACUCCAGCCAGGGGCUCAAGCUGAAGAAGAGUGGCUCCAAGACUCUUUCCCAAAAUUCCUCAAUCCUGGCUGAAGAAGAUGACGAGAAGUCCGGGAGUGAAUUGGAGAUCAGGACAUGCAGGAGAAAGAUCGUAGAUGACCAGCAUGAGGCAGGGGCAACUCCUGAGAGUGAGAAUCUAACCCUGUCGUCCUCUGGGGCCAUUGACCAGUCGUCCUGCACAGGGACCCCACUGUCUUCCACAAUCACCUCUCCUGAAGACCCCGUGAGCAGCAGUCUGGCCCAGUCAGUGAUGUCCAUGGCCUCCUCCCAGAGCCACCACUCCCAGCUCAGUACCGACACUAUCUCCUCCAUGUCGGGGUCCUAUAUGGCUGGAGCUGAAGGAGAGCCCCCCGAGACCCCCGCUGACAGUCGGGGUCCCUCACAGAACGGGGAGGAAACGCCCGUGGAGAUGAAGGAGAACAAUUUUCUUGCCAUUGUAGCAGAGGAGCAGGACUCUGAGGGAAAUGAUGUAACAGAGGAAGAGUGCCCCUCGCCCACACAGGACCCGGGUGGGAGGAGGACGAGUGAGGUGCCUUGUCCUGAGUUUGACAAUAACAAUCAGGGCGUGACCCCCUGCUUGACAGGGCUCGACAAUGAGCUGGUCCCUGACGCCUGCAUCGCUGGGCUGGUGUUCCGAGGGGAUUACAGACUGGGAAGGGGGCUCCUGCAGCAGCACGCCUCCACGAGCAACAUCAACCUGGAGGAAGAGGAGGGUGAGGAAGAGUGCAGCAUUCCCCCUCAGACGUCAAAACGUGGACCCCUUGCCGUGUGACCAUGCCCCAGCCCCUGCGCUCCAUAAUUUCGCCAGGACCACUCCCUUGACCCCAUCACGAAGCACCCCAACACCUUAUCUUACAAGUGUCGGGGGACAAAACAGCUCUCCUUUCCGUCCAUCGCUCCCAUACUCAGCUCUGGCCUUCCUCUAGGAACGAUAGCUAAAAGAGGUGAAUUGCCAGGUCAUGGCAGGAAACAUGAGCCCUGUGUGGCUGGAUCUGUCCAUACUUUGAGCACUUAAAUAUUGGGGGUUUGACUUUGUUUUCUUGGCAUCGUCUUUUUUUUUUUUGCUUCUGGCAACUCCUCCGCAUCGGCAGCCAAAACUUUUAAAAUUCUGUGACCCCUGUGUGCAAAACUGCCAGAAACCGCACUGUGAAGGACGUGUGCUGCACGAGGCCAUUUAAGACUUGCCAUCAAGCCAUGCUGUAGGAGAAUGAAUACUGUACUGUUGCAGGUUUGAUUUCUUCAACUCCAGCUUGUAACCUUUCUCAAGAGACGUUUUUAGUGGGAAUAUGUGGGGCCUGUGAUAGCCCUUCCCUUCCUUCUUAAGCUCAGACUGGCCAUGUUGACCUAUUUAAUUAUCAAAGUCUUCAAAGGUCUGUUGGCGGCUGAUGCACAAAGUGAAAUGGGGAAUAAUGCUCUUUGUGCAUGCUAUACAACACAGUAAUGGGGUUUAUUGCAAGGGUGCAGAAAUAGUGGACAUUCUGAGAUGUGCCAGUGAGGACUUCUGGGGACAGCCAGCUUGUAUAGUCUUGAAAAGCCGAGUGUUUUAAAACUCAUUCCAGACCUGCAGAGAGAAAUGUUAAGCUGCAGCUACCAGGGAGCAAAGAUAAAAAUGAAAAUGCAGGAGCAGGAAAUCUGUUUGGACUCCAUGGAGAAAGUAAGUGUGGGAUAGGAUAGUUUUGGUGUCUGCCAGCACAAAAAUUGAAGGAACGAAAUUGAAUUGAACUUCAUUUUAGUGUAGUCAGUUGUUGUUUAUAUCACAUUGUGGGGCAGAUGAUGAAGGUGGGCUUCACUAAACUGACAAGGUCUCAUUUUUAAAAGUGAAGUUAGCAUCUCUGGCAUUAAGUGCAUUGGCAGAAGAGGUCAGUCCAUGUCAAAGAGGAAAGGUGUGACAGGAAGUGGCGUUCUCAAAGCUGUGAGUAGGGAACAAGUUGGAGAGUAAUGAGCCUGUGGUCCUGAAUCCCACUGAACAUAUUUCUUGCACAUUGUGUUACAUCCCUGGGACCUGCUCGUGUAAAAGCAUCUCAUCACUGGAUUUGUUUAUAAAUUGGAAUAGAUGUACAAGUAAUUUCCCACUCCUGGUGUAUUAUUGUGGAAUAUCGCCAUGCUCCAUCAAUCACCAGCGUACAUUCUAGAGUUCUGUAUUGUGAUUUCACAGUGGUCAUAGAGUCAUUUUAGAGAACAUAAACUAGAUAUUAAGAGAUUUUUAUGUGUGGGUUAGCAUUUUCCACCCUGAAGUAGUUUGCCGAUUUUCACAUUUUGUUAGCCGAAAAAAUAAGAUGAGCAAGGUUAGUAAGCUUCAUGAAAAGUGCCACUUUAAAGGGUUUUCUGUUCUGUGCUGAAAUUCUUUAAACUGAAAUUAGACAGAGGAUUUGGCUUUAUCCCAUACUAUAGUGACACUUUAUUAAUACAAAACUUUAGAAAUCAGCCUUUACAGACCGGGCUUUACCUAAAGGUCUGUAAUGCUGCCGAUAGGAUAAAGACUUAAAAAUAUUGAAAAUACUGGGAAUUCACUAAAUAAACAUUGGAAACUUUAUUUGAGCGGAACGUCUGGGAGUUCCUGAGUCCCACCGAGGUUAGAGAGGAAUAUUGGGGCUACUUCAUUUUCAGAGGCUUUUAAAGCACACACUUUGAACCCUUACUGUGACAAAUGAGAGCUCAAAUAUUCUAAAGUCUCGGAGUGUCAUGUAAGAAAAGGGUUAAAUCAGGGACUUCGAAUCGUCUGCCCAUCGCAGAUUCCAAACAUGUCCGUUGAGGCCGGCCUUCUGUUUCAGAGGAGGCUUCCUGUGUCUACCCGGCCUAAAGCCGCCGUCGAGCACUGGAUCUGGAAUUCUGCGGUUGGCGGGUGGGUUUAAUCCAGGGCCCGAGACUUUCAAAGGGAAAGCCAGCAGCGUAAGCUGCCCCAGAGGUGAAGCAUGUUAAUGAAAAAAAGCCAACGGGGACCCUUUGGGGGGGAAAAAGAAAAGGGGCUUUCCUGGACACCUUUGCUUGGCCGUGAAUGAAUCUCUUUCACAGGCGCAAGCACACACACACACACACUUGCACUUUAGCACUCUGUCCGGGAGACUGGGGGGAUUGGAUGUCCGUGUAGUUUCGUUGUUUUUUUUUUCUUUGUGUCGUUGUUUUUUUUUUUUUUUGCUGCUGCUGGUGAGAUUCCAGAAACCUUCCACAAAGGAAACAGUAAAGCAAUAAAAUGUCUGCCGCUUGGCUGUUCAACCCUGUCUGUGCUGACCUGUCUUCAGGGUCGUUUCUGCCCAUCACAAAGCCACAAGUACCCCCCACUACACUGCUGGAUUUAAAUACCCCUGCAUGCCAUUUAAAAAUGUAAUAAUUACCAUGCUGCUCUUCCUCCUGCCAGUCACAAUAAUAUGCAUGUGGUAUAGAGUGAUAGUGGAACUCCGGAAGAGGAAAUCUGUACACUGUGUUCUCUUACACAGCUGAAACCAUCUUCACAUUCCAGUAGCUUAUCCAGACUUGCAUGUUAUUGAAAGAAGUCUUUAACAUUAACAAAUUUACAUUCACAAAAGGAAUAAAAGUUAACUUGAGAAUAUGCUGCACAAACUGCAGUUUCAAGAACUGCAGAAAGGCAACUUUUGAAAACGGAACAAGUGACGCGGAUGCUGCUCUUUUCAGAAUCCUCACCUCUGUGUGUAAAGGCAUCACAGUGCUGUUUCAGAGACCUGUGGUGUUUGCAUGUAUUUCAACUAGCUCACUCUGUCCUACAGUACCAUGGUAUUCUGAAGCAGUACUGUGGUGUGGUUUUAUAGAUGUUAAAUGCACUAGUCCUCUCCUUCAAAUGGUUUUGAUUUUAAAACAAAUGCCUGUUUUGAGAUUGUUUAUUCAUUAACAGUUGUGACUGUAAAGCCAGAACCUAUAAUUUUAUGUAGAAGUUGUUGCUUCUCUGUGUAAGGAUGUUUAACUGGUUUUACUCCUCAUGUUUUGCAGAAGCCCAUAGUGUGAGUUUGUAUGUUGAGGAUUUGGUUUACACCGAGCCCAUGAAUAACAAAAUGCAAGCUUCAAAUCAGCUCAAACUGAACAUUUAUGUGGAAACUUGGUCUUGGAUGUGGUUAUAUGGUUCUGAUUUGUUCUUAUGAAGGACAGCAUAUAAUAUAACUCGCAACAUUUGGAGUUUACGCUAGUGGGGAAAAUGUUGAAGCAAAAAAAUGUAUUCACAGCAUCAUCACCUCACUUUCUCUAAGCACUUAUCCUUUUCAAGUCCACGGUAGCCCAGAGCCUAUGCCAGGAAGCAAAGGGGGCGGGGCAGGUUGCACUCUGGAUGGGAUACCAGUCUAUCGAAAGGCACACAGAGAUACAAACGCAGACAUGCACCCAAUUACACCAGGGUCAGAUUUCCCAGAAGCCGGUUUAACCACCAGUAUAGUCUUUGGACUAUGGGAGCAAACCCAUAUAAACAAUGCAAAGGCAUACAAACUCAGAUAACACCUCAGGAAUUGAACCCAGGUGAUUAACAAGUGACACUGACACAUGAAAAGCUCAGCUCUAGGAAUUCUUCCAUGCAGGUGCCUGGACAGUAUCCUUACUCGCACUUCUGUUUGUGGGACAAGCAAAAUGAGGUACAAAUUGCAAUUUUAAGUUUUUUCUGUUUUCAUUUAACUGGUUUCAGUAAAACCUUUUUCAAAGUAUUUUUGUUGCUGUUCAGCUGGCUUGACCAACAUCCACUUUCUGGCUCUAGCAGUGCAACUGCAAUUUAAAUCAAUCAGGGAUAUGAGCACAAAUGAUUUAGUCUGAAGAUCAUUGCAACAGUGAAGAGCAGUAUAUUCCCUAUUAUAUUGUUCUCUAUAGUAAUAUAAUAUUCAUGCUCCCUAGCUCCCUGUCCAUUUGAAAGCACUAAACAGUUCUGGUCCACAUGUGCACUUCAUUCUCAGUCUGCCUCGUUUGUGCACAGCAGGUUUGUUCAACUCUGCUCUACUCCAGCUGUGCUACUGGCGCUGUCCAUAAAAACCACAAUGGUGCACUUACCAGCUGCCUCUGUCCAAGACGAAAUGGCUCAAUGCGUCUCUCCUUUGGUAAUCUAAUCACCUGUUGAAAACAUAAGGACUUUGUAUGAAAAAUGAACAAUUUGCAACCACUCAGUGGGUAUUGGUGUUAUGUGUCUGUGCUAUCUGUUAAAACAGUUGUGAAAAAAGAGAGAGUGAAUGCACUACUAGUCUCACUGGACCACAGAUGAAAGGGUGCAUGUGCUUGAAGCUCAUGUAGAAAAGCACCUUAGUGUAGCUAUGUCCAGACCUGUCGAUACCUCCACUUAGUUCUUGUGUACAUUUGCACUACACUUUUAACCCUUUCCUUAUCUGCAGUGUUGACCAAUACCUCUGGGCCUAUUCUGAGCCUAUAGCUGCAUGUUAAAAUGGGCAAAUUAAUAAUUGCUUUUCACAAAAACAGAUAAGUGUGAAGAUAAUGAAAGGGUUAAAUCUCUUUAAGAAUGACUUUUAUGGAGUUCCGGUUCAAUAAACUUUUUAAAAACGCC
This is a messenger RNA of Lepisosteus oculatus (spotted gar), 7688 nucleotides long. It is a transcript of the gene rnf157, whose product is annotated as ring finger protein 157. Gene Ontology annotation, molecular function: ubiquitin protein ligase activity. The record is from RefSeq and is a predicted model, not a curated record. Gene Ontology annotation, cellular component: cytoplasm. Lineage: Eukaryota; Metazoa; Chordata; Actinopteri; Semionotiformes; Lepisosteidae. Gene Ontology annotation, biological process: protein ubiquitination.